Saccostrea cuccullata (small rock oyster) is the source of this 1431-nucleotide messenger RNA. RefSeq lists its product as uncharacterized. Bases 18 to 1394 code for a protein of 458 amino acids. Lineage: Eukaryota; Metazoa; Mollusca; Bivalvia; Ostreida; Ostreidae. The record is from RefSeq and is a predicted model, not a curated record. The transcript is spliced from 2 exons.
AUACCAUAAGACUCAAUAUGGACUUUGAUGCUCGACAAUCAGCGGUGAACAAACGCAAACGGUCAGACGAUGAGGAAUAUGAAUUUGAAGAAAAGAAACUGAAGCUUCAAUCUGAAACAGAUCCGAAUGGUUUGUUAGGUAUUCCCUCACUACAAAGUCCCAUUUAUCAUGAAAAAGAAAUUCCUCUCGAACAACAAGUAUUCAAAAUCCAUUCAAUCAAGCAUGAAACAGAAGUAAAUAUUCAGCAUGAAAGAGGAAAUAAGGACGACUUGGCUUCCGACUGUUUAAGAGAAAGAAAUGAAUUUGUUGCCGAAUCCAUUCAAAGUAAAGAAAUAUUAUCUAUUCCUGUAGAAAUAUUAACCUUUGGAUCCGAAACUACUUCUUCGACAAACUUGACAGAAAUUAAAGAAGAUGAAGAUGGAAUUUGCAUUGACCAUGCAGAAGAUUCUAGAAAAAUUUAUAUACAUACUGAAGUUAUCAGCUCAAACAACUUCGAAAAUGAAAAUAAAGAUCAAGCACAAUCGCCAAAAUACAUAGAAAAGAGAGUUAAACAUCUCUCAAAUGAAUCAAGCCCAAAUUCCUUUUGGGAUGAGGAUUCAUGCGCAACAGUCUCCAAAGCCGAGAUUAAUAAUUCAAUAAAACUCCGGGUACCAGAAAACAUAGAAGAUGAAGAUCCUAAUAAUCAAGAAGAGGCCAGCCAAGUCUCUAAACGCGAUGAAGGCUCAUCGGAUCCAGGAAUACUUGGCGAAAACGAGUCUUCAAAUACUUACGACAUUUACAUCGAAAAAGAUGACGAUAAAAACGUGAGCGAGUCAACGCCGAUUGUCAAAGAAAUAGUUAUCGAAGAAAAAGGACCAGCUUCCCCAAGUCACAAUCAGACAGGAAGGAGCGUUGACGUUAUUGGGUCUUUAGAGGAAAAUGAUGAUGACACUGAAGACAGGAAUGAUAAUGAUAGCGAUUCCGACAAAUAUUUGUACAGACUACUGCGACCUGACGAAACUUAUAAUUCUGGAAUCUUUCCCAAAAAUAGACAUUCCUAUACAAGCCUUGAGGAUCAUGUUAGUAGUGGGUCUAGAAGCACUAUAGGGUCAAAGUUCAUUUCCUGCUCUAAAUCGUUAGAAAAGAUCAUGCGGUUUGCCAGAAUGAUCCGGAGAAGUUGGCGCCACGAGGUAAGACACAUUGUGCGGAUUGACCGCACCCUCAUGGGAAGCGAUGUAGAGGAAAUAGAUCUCACUGACACAAGCGUCCGAGAAACACACCUCACCAGUGACAGAUCAAGAAGAAACUCCUUAAGAUUUGAUGAGAUUAUAUUGGUUCCAAAAGAAUGCAUACCUGCUGCAAGCGUUAAGAGGAUUUGCCAUGUCCAGAAUGACUCUAUUUAUAUUGACGAUUAAAAAUCCCAUAUAUAUCUACGAUAACACAAAUGAAAAU